AUGAUACCAAGGAAAUCUAUAGAUCAAGUUGGCCCUCGACAAAUGCGAAAACGGCUAAUGCAAGCUUUUAAUAGAGAAAAUAAUAGAGAAUCUAUAAACUUAGUUGAAAAUAUUUCAACUCUCACACGUGAUGAUGGUGUACGAUAUGAUACUAUUCUUGAAAAUGAUGUUUAUGAUUAUUCUCAACAAAAUGAUCAAGAAGAUGAACUUGAACAUAAAUGUGUGUUUGAAGUGGAAGAUGAAUCUGAAUUAGAUCAACCCGAAGAGAGAGAAGUCAAUUUUGAUGAACAGGUUUACGAAAAUGCUCCAAUAACAGUAUCAAAUAGCAUGUUUCUCAUAUUAAUGAUUUUUUUACGUCAUAACGUUUCACUAGAGUGCAUAGCUGAUAUAAUUGCUGUUAUUAAUUUGCAUUGUAUGAAAAGUAGACUGGUUAAAAACAGUCUGUACAAAUUUAGAAAAUAUUUUUCUUUAGAUCAUUCUGAAUUUAUUAAACAUUACUAUUGCCAUUUCUGUGGACGAGUGCAACUGGAAUCUGACAGCAUUUGUCCAUCAUGCCCCCCAAAAAAAAUCCAUAUUUUAUUCAAUUACCAUUUCUUGAACACUUGA
Messenger RNA from Ctenocephalides felis (cat flea), 606 nucleotides. RefSeq lists its product as uncharacterized. The transcript is spliced from 2 exons. The record is from RefSeq and is a predicted model, not a curated record. NCBI's taxonomy places the organism in Eukaryota, Metazoa, Arthropoda, Insecta, Siphonaptera, Pulicidae. Bases 1 to 606 code for a protein of 201 amino acids.